This is a messenger RNA of Leptomonas pyrrhocoris, 2859 nucleotides long. RefSeq names its product TATE DNA Transposon. The transcript has a single exon. NCBI's taxonomy places the organism in Eukaryota, Euglenozoa, Kinetoplastea, Trypanosomatida, Trypanosomatidae. Gene Ontology annotation, molecular function: DNA binding. The record is from RefSeq and is a predicted model, not a curated record. Gene Ontology annotation, biological process: DNA recombination; DNA integration. The coding region runs from base 1 to 2859 and encodes 952 amino acids.
AUGGUGUACCUGGCCCCCGAGCGCGUCAAGACGCUCGUGGAGAAGGUGCGCCGUCAGGGUGUCCUCUACUUCCCAAUCUUCGUCAUGAAGCAUUGGAUCGCCGGUGUGCUGACCACAUACGACUCCGCGCCGUCCCCCGUGGUGGAGGAGAAGUUGCGCUCCGUGUUUGCGCGCGUGUGGCCGGGCCUGCGGAUGGUCAAGGGUCAGUGCCCGCGGCAGGAGCGCUACAGCGACGACUGCGGUCUGUACAUGACCGCCAACUUCUUCCUCCACCACCUGCAAGCGCGGCUCGUCGACCGCCGCGACUUGCCACGGUGCCUUCGCCGCCUGCUGUACGCGGCGAAGAAGCACAACCCGCCGGUCGAGUACUUCCACGAGAAGAUGCGGAAGGUGCUCACCAGCCACCCCGUGUCGCGCUGCGAUCGUUUCUACGAUGAGAUCGAGCGCGCGCCGUGGAAGCGGGAGACGAGGAGCUGGGCACAGCGGGUCGCGGGCCCGGCUGUGCACACGGGCGGCGCUGCGCCGAGGAAGGCGCCGGCGAGACGCCAGGCUGCGAGGCGGACGGCAUCCGCGGCAGCCCCAGCAGCACGGCGGGCGAGGGCGGAGACGGCGCGCACACAGACCGCGCGCGCGCGUCAGCCCACAGCCGCCACCACAGCACGCGCGCGACAGAGCGCGACCACGCCGAGAGCGGCGGUGCAGCGAGGCGCCCGCCGAUCGGACGUGACGAACCCGCCGCCGACACCCCAGAGGCCGCCUGCGAGGCGCCCUACGCGUGCGGAGAGAGAGGCGGAGGACGAGGCAGUGCUGCGCCGCUUGGAGGCGGCGCCCGUGCAGCAGCCCGAAACAGUGCCCGCGAGAGUGCAACGGACCCGACGCGAACGUAGCGUGGGUGACGCACCGGGGCGACCCGUGGCCGGGUGGGCCGACGAGACCUUGGCGAAGGCGAACCGAUCCGCCCGCAAGGUGUACGAGGGGGUGAUUGACCACCUCUGGGCGGCGACCGCGCUGGCGAUGUGCGGCGACGGUGUGCCGCGGGGCCUUGGCGACUCGGCCCUCAACAUGCAGCGGAUGCGCCACGGAUUGCGCGAGCUGCAGCCCUACAGCGUGCAGGAGAUGUUGAAGCUCCUGCACAAGCGGGUACACGUGCUGGACCGCGCGGGUGCGACCCCCGGUCAGAACAGCAACAGCAGCAGCCGGAGCGGCAGCAGCAGCAGCAGCAGCGAGGCCGGAGACUCCGAGGGAGACGCCGGCGAAGGAGGCUUUGUGUUCCGUCCGGAGGACGGAGGAGCGGCGACGCGCGAUUUGGGGCCUGGGGUAGACGAGUGCUACCUGGUCCGCGGCGCGCGACUGGGACGACUGCCGAGCCAGGUGGGCCGGUACGAGUUUGUGCUUGGCGCGCGGCUGACGCAGGCGCCACGGGACAUGGACGGGGUGCGGUACCCCAGCUACUACGAGCUGACGCGUAGCGCCGAGGAGGCAACGGUGGGGGCAUACAUCCGGCAUGGUAUGACCCACUAUCGCCUGGCCAACGCGCACCGCGUGUCCCGAAACGCCGAGCGCUACGUCCCCGUCCCACGCAGCGCGCAGCAGCGCGAAGAGGAGAACGACGUCCCCGAUGAGGAAGGGGACGUGCGUAACCUGGAAGCGCAGCCGCUGUCUCCGCUGCGUCGCCGCGAGCACUGGCCGGGCGACGGCGCCGAGGGCGCCACACGAGAGGGACCUGCCCGCGAGGCGGACGGGUAUGCCGACAUGGAUGGCAACAUCUCGGCAGAGGCGACACGUGCCCUGGAGGACCUACGAGCCGCUCCUUUAAACAUGCAGGGCAGGCCUCUCACGGGCACCGAGGAGGCCGAGGCCUGCCCGCGAAACUGGUUCCUCUUCUCCACGAAGCCGCCGCAUGUGUCGCAGCUGGCGUGGAACGCGGUGCGGCCCGACACGCGGGAGCACCACCUGCGGUGGCUGGCUCGCAUCAAGGCGAUGUCGAGCGAGCGGCUCCGCAUGAGUCUGCCGUGCGCCUGCAUCGACCUCAUCAUGGCGACGGCACGGGCGCGUCGGUGGAAGUGGGCCACGACGUCCAAGGCGUUUGCUGGGGUGGCGGGUGCGCUGCGCGACCUGCCCCUCUACUCGACGCAGCGGCGCGGCAUCCGGCUGCAGGACGACCCGGAGUGGCGCAGCGCGUUUGGCUCGGUGCAGCGCUACAUGCGCGAGUCGGUGCCGGACGCACCACCCUUCCUCACGCUGCAGCAGGUGAGGAGCGUGCUGGAUCGGCUGCGGCUGCCGCACCCGCGCGCGGCGCUCUUCCUGGCCAUGAUGUGGGGCUUUGCGGCGCGCGCGUGCGACAUUGCGACGCUGCGCGCGAAGGACGUGACGGUGUUCCCGUCCAACGGGCCGCCGCCACAGCCGGAGGGUGCGCCGCCGCUGUCGAUGCGCCAGCGCAAGGCCGCGGACCCGGGGCUGCGGGUGACGAUCACGGUGCGGCGGGGCAAGGGCGCGAAGAAGCGCGGCCCGUACCCGGUGCCGUCCGUGCUGACACGGGAGAUGGGCGCGGUCCUGCAGGAGCUGCUGGUCCAGCGCCGCCCGUCGGAGGAGCUGUUCGCGCCACACACGGAACAGCUGCGGCGUCUCGUUGCCAGCGAGCUGGGGCGAGUGUUGAAGGGGGCGCAGCUGCCCUCUGUCCGCAAGGGUGCACUGCGGUGCAUGGCGGAAGCGGGGGUCCCGUCGCGGGACCUCAUGGUAAUCUCCGGGCAUGCGAAGCCCACCACUCUGUUGCGCUAUCUUGGGUAUGGCCAGCAGCCUACGGCGGAGGCAGAAGCCGCGCGGGCCGGCGCCAGCCGGGCGCUAUUCCCGACCCCCUAG